Amphibalanus amphitrite is the source of this 438-nucleotide messenger RNA. RefSeq names its product C-type mannose receptor 2-like. The transcript has a single exon. NCBI's taxonomy places the organism in Eukaryota, Metazoa, Arthropoda, Thecostraca, Balanomorpha, Balanidae. The record is from RefSeq and is a predicted model, not a curated record. Bases 1 to 438 code for a protein of 145 amino acids.
AUGUCUCCAUUCGUAUCUGCCCUGCUUCUGUUCGUCUCUCUGAGCUCCACCACUGCCAGCUGCCCAGGUACCAUCGCCAGCGGUCUCUGCUUCUGGUUGGAGUCGUUUGAGGCCGAACACGACGCCGCAAGAAUCAUCUGCGACGACGCCUACCCCGACUCCUCUCUGGCGCUGGUGCGCGACGACGCGUCGAGCGCGGCGGUGGCUGCCAUCACCACCGGCCGUCCCGCGCUGAUCGGGCUGGACCGCCGCUCCUCCGGAGAGUUUGAAUGGGUGGACCACGAGCCGCUCGAGUAUGCCAACUGGGCAGAGGGUCAGCCCGAGGAUAACCUGCUCGACUGCGUGGUGGCCAAUGUGGAUAAUGUUGGUGGAUGGGCGGUGGCCAGCUGCUCGCAGACGCUGCCGUUUGUGUGCUCGGUGCCAGUCGGUGAGGCUUGA